Messenger RNA from Phalaenopsis equestris, 4611 nucleotides. RefSeq names its product kinesin-like protein KIN-14I. NCBI's taxonomy places the organism in Eukaryota, Viridiplantae, Streptophyta, Magnoliopsida, Asparagales, Orchidaceae. Gene Ontology annotation, biological process: microtubule-based movement. The transcript is spliced from 25 exons. Bases 401 to 4264 code for a protein of 1287 amino acids. The record is from RefSeq and is a predicted model, not a curated record. Gene Ontology annotation, cellular component: cytoskeleton. Gene Ontology annotation, molecular function: oxidoreductase activity; ATP binding; microtubule binding.
UUAUAAAUCUCGUGACAUCUUCCCUCCUGUCCCCGGCUUUAACCGUUAGAUCGCGCCGGAGAGCCCGACAAAUGAUAGGCCAAAGUGGGAAGCCGGCAGCAAGCCAUGGAAAGAGGACAAGUAUGUAGGGUUUACCUGUAUUCCUCACUUCUUCCAGUUGAUUGAUCCUUCCCAAAUGUUGAAGAUUUCUUGGUUUUGUGAGUUUUGGUUUCUCCGUUUUUUCAUGCUUUACAUGAUCAUCAUCAUGUAACUUUUGGUUACAACAAUUGAUCUGAAAGGAGGGUUUCGGAGGUUAUUAUGAAAUUCCGGGAUCAUAGACAGUGAAGGCAGACGAAAGAUUUUACUGAGACAUGCUGGCGUGAUAUGUGUGAUCCUCCCUUUCACAUCUGAAAGUGUGAGAAUGGAUCAGGCUCCUUUUUUUCCUAGCAAUGGCAAUAGGGCGCCCGCUCAGAGUUCUGCUUCCAACGUUGCUCGGGAUGGAUAUGACAGCGAUGGCCCAUACUUUGUUCCACCAACCCCAAGCAGGUUGUCGAAAUCUCUACCUCCAGAGCUUGUUGGUGUUGUUCCUUUGAUUGAAAGGUUCCAGGUUGAUAAUUUCUUGCGAGCUAUGCAGAAACAAAUGAAUGCUUCUAGCAAGCGUGUGUUUUUCUCAAAAAAAUCUGUAGGUCCUGCAGUUAAUGAGAAGUUUACAUUGGAGGAUAUGUUAUGCUUCCAGAAGGAUCCUAUUCCAACUUCCUUGCUUAAGAUUAACGGUGAUCUUGUGAAUCGAUCCGUUAAAAUCUUCCAAAUGAUUUUAAAAUAUAUGGGCGUUGAAUCAUCAGACAAAUUAAUUUUAUUGAGCUUGGAUGAGAGAAUUGAACUAAUUUCAAAGCUUUAUAAACAAAUCUUAAAGCGUUCUGAACUCCGUGAUGAGGUAUUUGCCCAGAUUUCAAAGCAAACUCGCAAUAAUCCUGAUAGGACCUAUUUAAUAAAGGCAUGGGAACUCAUGUAUUUAUUUUCUUCUGCAAUGCCUCCGAGUAAGGAUAUUGGGGCAUAUUUAUCUGAGUAUGUUCAUAAUGUGGUUCAUGGUGCCAACACGGAUCCUGAAGUUCAAGUCCUUGCAUUGAACACAUUGAAUUCCUUAAAACGAUCAGUGAAGUCUGGGCCAAGAAUGACAAUACCCACGCGUGAAGAGAUUGAAGCUCUAUUGAUUGGUAAAAAGCUCACAACAAUAGUAUUCUUUCUGGAUGAAACUUUUGAAGAAAUAACAUAUGACAUGACCACCACAGUUGGUGAUGCAGUGCAGGAGCUUGCAAGCAUAAUCAAACUUUUGAACUAUUCUACUUUUAGUUUGUUUGAAUGUCGAAAGGUUGUAGAAGGCGCAAAAUCUUCUGACAUUGGUCAUGAGGAAUUCUUUGGGUUGGACGAUAACAAAUAUAUCGGGGAUUUGUUGGCUGAAUUUAAAGCAGUCAAAGACCGUAGUAAAGGGGAAAUUUUGCAUUGUAAACUUACAUUUAAGAAAAGGUUAUUUCGGGAGUCAGAUGAAGCUGUUACUGAUCUUAUGUUUAUGCAGCUGUCCUAUGUUCAAUUGCAACAUGACUAUGUUUUAGGAAAUUAUCCAGUUGGCAGGGAUGAUGCUGCUCAAUUAUCUGCUCUUCAAAUUUUAUGUGAAAUUGGAUUUCUUGAUAAUCCUGAUAAAUGUGUUGAGUGGGUUUCGCUGAUUGAAAGAUUUUUACCACGGCAAAUUGCAAUUACGAGGGCAAAGAGAGAAUGGGAACUUGAGAUUCUCUCUCGCUAUAAUUUGUUGGCGCACUUGUCGAAGGAUGAUGCAAGGCAGCAGUUUCUUAGGGUCCUUCAUGGUCUUCCUUAUGGAAACUCAGUUUUCUUCAGCGUGCGGAAGAUAGAUGAUCCAAUAGGUCUUCUACCUGGUCGUGUUAAUUUAGGCAUAAAUAAGCGUGGGGUCCAUUUUUUUCGUCCAGUUCCAAAGGAGUACUUGCACUCUUCAGAGCUUAGAGAUAUUAUGCAAUUUGGUAGCAGCAACGCAGCUGUUUUCUUUAAGAUGAGGGUUGCUGGCGUUCUUCAUAUUUUUCAAUUUGAAACAAAGCAGGGGGAGGAAAUUUGUGUAGCCCUCCAAACACAUAUAAACGAUGUUAUGCUGCGUAGGUACUCAAAAGCAAGGAAUGUUUCUGCAGGAUCCCCUCAAGAGGAUUCAGCUCAUCCUGUCAAGUCAUCGAGCCCCGAUAUUUACGAGAAACGUGUACAAGAAUUAACAAAAGCUGUUGAAGAAUCUCAUAAGAAUGCAGAUAAGUUGUUGGAAGAGUUGCGUGCUCAGCAGAAACGAGAAGUGCAGUUGCAGGAGGAACUGAAGGGGCUUAAAGAUUCCUUACAAUCUGAGAAGGAAAAUUUGCAAGAAAUUAUUAAUGACCGUGAUAAACUUAAAAUUCUGUAUGAUGAAAAGGCGACUGCUUUACAGACUGCAUUAACUGAAAAACGAACCAUUGAGACCAGAAUAGCUAAGCUGGAGUCAUCCGGAUGCCUAUCCUUAGAAAAUCGUGCGAGAAGGGAAAGCAUGCUUGGAUUUGGAAAUGCAGAUGGAGAAGUUAAUGUUCCUUUAAAAAAUGGUUUCAAUAAUUCUCAGCAGACGAUAAGCAAACUUCAAGAGGAUUUGAUGAUGCAUAACAAUGAAUUGCAAGCAUCUAAAGAUAAUAUUAAGAAACUGCUGAAGGAGAAAUUAUUGCUUGAACAGAAGAUUCAGAAACUUGAAAAGAAGAAAAAUGAUGAGAUUAGUAUGAUGAUAAAAAAAUUUGAAGAGGAGCGUCAAAAUUUGGACGUAAAAAUUAAAGAUUUGGAGCAGAAAUUGGAAAGCGCAGUAGAAGCGUUAUGUUUGGCGGAAUCUACUCUUUCAACUAGAAACAUCGAACUUGAGACAUUACAGGAAAACUUAAAGGAGCUGCAAGAAUUGCGGGAAAUGAAAGAGGAUAUUGAUAGGAAAAACGAACAAACAGCUUCAAUUUUAAAAAUGCAAGGACGGCAACUUGCUGAGCUUGAAGCACUUUACAAAGAAGAGUUAGUUUUACGGAAACGAUAUUAUAAUAUUAUUGAAGAUAUGAAAGGCAAGAUAAGGGUUUUCUGUCGUAUACGUCCUUUGAAUGAAAAGGAAAUUGCUGAGAAGGAGAAGAACAUAGUAUUCCCUGUAGAUGAGUUUACAGUUGAACAUCCAUGGAAAGAUGAGAAAUCAAGGCAACACAUAUAUGAUCGUGUUUUUGGCCAAAAUGAUUCCCAGGAGGAUGUUUUUGCGGAUACAAAGUACUUAGUACAGUCUGCUGUUGAUGGAUACAAUGUUUGCAUAUUUGCAUAUGGACAAACUGGUUCGGGUAAAACUUUCACAAUCUAUGGUUCGGAGAGCCAUCCUGGGAUCACCCCAAGAGCCACAGCUGAACUUUUCAGCAUAGUAGAUCGUGAUAGCAGCAAAUUCUCUUUUUCUCUGAAGGUUUACAUGGUGGAAUUAUAUCAGGAUACUCUUGUUGAUCUCUUGUUAUCAAAGAAUGCCAAACAUGUAAAAUUAGAAAUAAAAAAGGACUUGAAGGGUAUGGUUUCUAUAGAAAACGUAUCAAUUCUACAAGUGUCUAGCUUUGAAGAAUUGAUGGCCGUCAUUCUACGGGGGUCUGAGCAACGACAUGUGUCUGGAACCCAAAUGAAUGAUGAAAGUUCAAGAUCACAUUUGAUAUUAUCCAUCAUAAUUGAAAGUACCAAUCGACAAACUCAAACUAUUGCAAGAGGAAAGCUUAGUUUUGUUGACCUUGCUGGUUCAGAAAGGAUAAAAAAGUCUGGAUCCUCUGGAAAUCAGCUGAAAGAAGCCCAGAGUAUUAAUAAAUCUCUUUCUGCUCUAGGAGAUGUGAUAAGUGCCUUGUGCUCUGAGGGUCAACACAUCCCUUACAGGAACCAUAAGUUGACAAUGCUCAUGAGCGAUUCUCUAGGAGGUAAUGCAAAGACGCUUAUGUUUGUCAAUGUGUCUCCCGCGGAGGCAAAUUUGGAAGAAACAUAUAACUCCCUUACGUACGCAUCGAGGGUAAGGUGUGUCGUAAAUGAUCCAAGCAAGAAUGUGUCGUCGAAGGAGAUUGCUCGGUUGAAGAAGCUAGUUUCCUAUUGGAAGGAGCAAGCGGGCAAGCGAGGAGAUGAUGAAUUGGAAGAGAUACAGGAAGAAAGACAGCCGAGGGAGAGAAAAGAUAUUAUAGUAGAAGAAAGGCAUGCUAGGGAGAGGAAUGAUCGACGCAGUUCUACUUAAAUGGCUCGUGGUAACACUUCAUUUUGAUAUGAAUUUACGAACAAAAAAAAUUAGAGAACAGAAAAUGGUUGCAGAUCUUCUCUGCAGUUUUCAUGAAGACAAUAGAGAUGGCGGUCGAUUUAUUUUAGUCAUAUACCGUGUUGUGAUUUGAAUUGAACAUUUUAAAAAUAGAAUGUUGUUGAAGAAUAGUUUAUAAAUAAAUAAAAGAAAAAAUUACAAUUCCAGAUGAAGUGGAUUGAAUGGUUGGGAUAAGUUAGCUCUAUCUAUUGGUUGUCUUUUGUAACGGUAAAGAAUUGGCACAUCUUAUGCUGGAAAACUGGAAAGUUGUCUGUGAUUUACUCGGCUUA